CAGUUUCAGUUUCAGCGACAGCCCGACCGAGAUCGCCUCCCGCUCUCCAGGACUCUCCAGAACUCACCCAACCGGUCGCCGGUAUAUUUUUAGUUUCCCUUCGGACGCGCUCGAUAUUCCAACUAUUCCGACGCGAUAUUUACGAGUUCGAGUUCGCUUUCUGGAAGGAAAAAUGCCAGUUUGUGAUUGUUUGUGACCUCGACUUUAGGCUCGCUCUCGACGGAUUUUCUAGCGCUUGGGACAGAAGAUAUGCCGCUGUUCAAGCGGAAGCCCGAGAGGAGGAACACCCUCUCGAGGAAGGAGAUCUCGUUGGCACGAUUGGAGAAUUUCCGAAGGGAAGUCAUCACCGAUCAUCACACCAUCAAUUUACAUGAUCUCUGUCGGAAACUCCAAACAGAUAAGGAAAACGGACUGACCCCGGAACAGGCAGCUGCUGUAUUACAGAGAACAGGACCAAAUCAACUCACCCCCUCUCAUCGAGUGCCCGAGUAUAUUAAAUUUAUAAAAACUCUAACGCAAGGUUUUUCGCUGUUACUAUGGAUUGGAGCGGCUCUGUGUUUCACAGCUUGCAUCAUAAGGAUAUUCACCACCCACGAAACGGACACCGACAAUCUUAUAUUAGGAUGUGUGCUCGUCGUAGUCGUCGUUGUUACGGGAUGUUUCAUGUAUUUCCAAGAACACAAAAGUCAGAAAAUUAUGGAAUCUUUUGCUAACAUGGUUCCUCCCAAAGCCACUGUGAUACGAGGAGGAGAAACACUUACAAUCGUUUCCAAAGAUAUCGUAGUUGGGGAUUUAGUGGAAAUGAAAUUCGGAGAUCGAAUACCGGCUGAUAUUAGGAUUAUUCACAGUCAAGGAUUCAAGGUGGAUAAUUCAGCCCUAACCGGAGAAUCCGAACCCCAAUACAGAGGCACAGAAUGUUCCAGUGAUAACAUCUUAGAAACGAAAAACUUUGCUUUCUUUUCAACGAACGCCGUAGAAGGCACAGCUAAAGGUAUCGUUUGCGAGACCGGAGACCGCACCGUGAUGGGCCGAAUAGCCGGCCUGACGGCCCGCCUGCAGCCCAACAAGACCCCCAUAGCCCGCGAACUGGAGCACUUCAUGAAGAUCAUCAGCGUCUGGGCCUGCUUCCUCGGCUUCAUCUUCGGCUCGGCCGCGCUGGCGAUGAACUACUCCUGGAUCGAGGCGUCGCUCUUCCUCAUCGGCAUCAUCGUCGCCAACGUGCCGGAGGGCCUGCUCGCCACCGUCACCGUUUGUCUCUCAGUCACCGCCAAGCGGAUGGCCGCCAAGAAUUGCCUGGUGAAGAACCUCGAGGCGGUCGAAACGUUGGGCUCCACCUCAGUCAUUUGCUCCGACAAAACCGGCACGCUUACGCAGAACAAAAUGACCGUCUGCCAUUUUUGGUGCGACAACAAGAUCAUGAAUGCUGAUGCUACCAUUCAACAGGAUCAAGCCAAGGAUUAUAUCAAAUCCGAAGGCUUCCAGACUCUCAUGCGUUGCGCUACAUUGUGCAACAGAGCUGAAUUCGUGCAUGGAGAAGAAGGCAAACCGGUACUAAAUCGAUUAGUACGAGGAGAUGCAUCCGAAGAAGCCAUCCUAAAGUUCGUAGAAUUGACUCACCUCAACGGAGAUUCCACCGACUUCAGACACAACAAUCCCAAGUUACUGGAAAUACCCUUCAGCUCCGUCACCAAGUACCAGAUCAGCAUCCACGGAAUGGAAGACGGUAGUUGUCUGGUGGUGAUGAAGGGCGCUCCCGAACGAAUCCUGGCCAGGUGCUCGAAGAUGUUCACCUCGAAAGGAACGGAGGAGAUGACGGACGAGAUGCGCACCAAUUGCGACAGAGCCAUGACGGAGCUCGCCGCCAAAGGGGAGCGCGUCCUGGGCUUCGCCGAUCUGCUGUUGGACCGCAACCAGUACACCAAGGACUUCGAGUUCCGCGCGGAGCCGCCCAACUUCCCGCGCAAAGAUCUGCGAUUCGUCGGGUUCAUGUCGCUGAUUGAUCCUCCGCGACCCCAGGUGCCUGAUGCUUUGGAGAGGUGCAGGAGCGCCGGGAUUCGGGUCAUCAUGGUGACGGGGGAUCAUCCGAUUACCGCUAAAGCCAUAGCGAAACAGGUCGGUAUUAUAAAAAACGAAGAGGUGAUAGACGCUUUUAGCAUCAAUGUAAUAGAGACCCUACCUCCGAACGUUAAGAAUAAAUCUAUAGUGAUACACGGGACGGCGUUGAGGGACGCCAGUAAUCAGGAAUUGGACCAUAUUCUACAUAACUUCAGAGAGAUCGUUUUCGCCAGGACCUCGCCCACGCAGAAACUGCACAUCGUCGAGGGGUGUCAAAGGCUCGGAGAAAUCGUUGCGGUGACAGGCGACGGCGUCAACGACGCCCCGGCGCUGAAGAAAGCCGACAUCGGCAUCGCCAUGGGCAUCUCGGGCUCGGAGGUGUCCCGGCAAUCGGCCGACAUGAUCCUGCUGGACGACAAUUUCGCCUCGAUCAUCACCGGCGUCGAAGAGGGCCGGAGGAUCUUCGACAAUCUGAAGAAAUCCAUCGCGUACACUUUGGCCUCGAACGUUCCGGAAAUAUUGCCGUUUCUCGGUUUCGUGCUUCUCAACAUUCCACUUCCACUAGGUGUUAUGGCCAUUUUGUGCAUAGAUUUGCUAACGGACAUGCUGCCCGCUAUCAGUUUGGCUUAUGAGAAAGCGGAGAGCGACAUUAUGAGCCGUCCGCCGAGGAAUCCCAAGAAAGACAAAUUGGUGACCAGGAAAUUGUACUUCCUGGCUUAUGGACACAUCGGUAUGAUCGAAGCCUUGGGAGGUUUCUUCGUUUACUUCGCCAUCAUGGCGGAAAACGGGUUCUAUCCUCGCAGAUUGUUCGGGCUUCGUGAAGCGUGGGAUUCGGAGAAAGUAAACGACUUGAUGGAUUCAUUUGGACAGGAAUGGACCUACGAGCACAGGAAGGAGCUGGAGUAUACAUGUUACACUGCGUUUAUGAUAUCGGUUGUGGUCACCCAAUGGACCGAUUUGAUCGUUUGCAAAACCAGAAUUAAUUCCAUUUUCAAACAAGGUUUAGGAAACAUGGUAUUGAACAUAAGUUUAAUAUUCGAAACUGUCGUGGCCUGCAUGCUGUCUUAUAUCCCGGGAAUGCACUAUUUGAAGUUUUAUCCUAUUCUGUUCAGAUGGUGGUGUUACUCUUUUCCUUUCGCCAUUUUCCUCUUUGUCUUCGACGAAUUUAGGAAAUGGCGGCUAAGAAGAAGCCCCGACGGUUGGUACCGACGGGAAACUUAUUAUUAAUUUAUAGGAAAUUUUAAUGAGAAUAUUUUUUUCGAUGUAAUUUUUCGUAGUUGAUUCGUUUUUAUUUAUUUGUUAAUUCAUUUCACCGUUAUAGUUGUUUUUGUAACGCUUAUCAUACAUUUGUUAUAGACAUGUAAGUGAAUGGUUUCAUAAAAUUUAAAUAUUUUAAUCGAUAAAAUUAUAAUUGUGAUUAAUGGAGUGUUGAUUGAGAGAUUUAAGUUUUAUGUAACCGAUCGUUUAGGUAAUUUUAAAAUGUCUAAACCAGUAAUUCUCAUUUGUGGGUAGGUAUAGAAUUAGAAUUUCUAUAAAUAAGUUAGUUUAAAUUUAGCCCAUUUGUUCUUUACUCUCUGAGUAACUUACUAAUUUCGUAUUAAUCCGUAAUGCUUCUGAAUGUGAUAUAAUAUCCAAUAUUUUAUCUUUAUUUUCCCAAGCUUUUUAUGCCAUUCGAUUUUUGUAGUUGCCGAUGUUUAAAUAAUUGUGUCCUUUAACUUUGCACUGCAUUCAUGAAGUAUGGAAAAUUGUUAUAGAGAAAAAAUAAUAUUUUUGAUUUAAAUUUCACACUAUU
Phyllotreta striolata is the source of this 3847-nucleotide messenger RNA. Lineage: Eukaryota; Metazoa; Arthropoda; Insecta; Coleoptera; Chrysomelidae. The record is from the annotation of a GenBank genome assembly.